Molecule: messenger RNA, 2268 nt
Organism: Aspergillus glaucus CBS 516.65
Lineage: Eukaryota; Fungi; Ascomycota; Eurotiomycetes; Eurotiales; Aspergillaceae
Product: putative choline kinase
Exons: 5
Coding region: 1-2268 (755 amino acids)
Biological process (GO): phosphatidylcholine biosynthetic process; phosphatidylethanolamine biosynthetic process
Cellular component (GO): cytoplasm
Molecular function (GO): choline kinase activity; ethanolamine kinase activity
Source: RefSeq, a predicted model, not a curated record
AUGCCCUCGUUCACCGACCACAACGGGGGGGACUCCGGUUCUGAGCUGCCAGGUAUACAGCCUAUCCUGGGUACUGGCCUCAACGUCCGCUCUCCCAAGAUUACAAUUGACAAUGGAAAUGGAAAUACGACCAUGACUCCGCCGGAUGGACACGUUCCCAGAAAACACCGUGCGUCGGUGGGAAAGAAGACCACCGCGCGACCACCGACAUACAACGAGUUCGCGCUAGAUGAUACGGAGCCAAACGGUGCGAAUGAUCCUCAGGAUACUUUGUUCAGCCAGGUGUACGAGUGGCUUCAGCAUGAGAAAGCGAAGCAACGGGGUCACAAGUUGCGGAUAUCGGGCGAUGGGAAUGGGAUGGAUAGUGCGCUGGCAAGUGAUGGAGAUGAUGAUGAUGAUGAUGAAGAUACCCACGCUCAACCGAGGACCGCUGCGUCCAAGAACAAGACUUUAGCCCUCGAGGGAUUGGAAAAAAUCCUGCUCGAAUACACCACUUCUCGAUACGAUGGCAGCAACACCUCCGUUUCCUCCACGCGACGAUUUGGCCGCCGGCGCCAGGGUAAGAAGGGUCUGCGCAGGGCCUCCGCCUCCGAGUCUGAUAACCUGGAUGUCGAGUACGGUGUGCCUUAUGUUGAUGCAUCGCUGGAUAACUCCAGGACACUGGGAUACAGCGGUGGCGCCGCGGAGGACGAACAGGAUGGGGCCACGACUGAUUCGAAGCGCGCUAAGGAACGAGAUGCUUGGUUGACAUUCAAGAACGAGAUUGUCCGUUUGGCUCAUACGAUGGGGGUCAAGGGGUGGCGGAAGUUCCCUAAGGAGUGUGCUGGUGAUAUUGAUGUGGUUCGACUUAGCGGUGCUUUGACCAAUGCGGUCUAUGUCGUGACACCACCGGCAAACCUUCCACCUCCUCCUAGAGCGGAAGAUGGAUCUUAUACUCUGGUUCCUAGACGGUCUCCUCAGAAACUUUUGCUUCGUAUCUACGGUCCCCAAGUGGAACACCUGAUCGACAGAGAAAAAGAGCUACAGAUCCUCCGCCGCCUGGGCCGAAAGAACAUUGGACCUAAAGUGCUGGGCACUUUUAACAAUGGCCGAUUCGAGCAAUACUUUGAAGCCCGAACCCUCACCCCAGAGGAUCUGCGGUACCCAGACACAAUGAAGUCGAUCGCCAAGCGGAUGAGAGAAUUGCACGAUGGCAUUGAGCUGGAGAAGGAGGAACGCGAAGGCGGUCCUAUGGUCCUCAAGAACUGGGAUAAAUGGGUUGACCGCUGCGAGCAAGUGAUCAGUUGGCUGGACAAGGAGAUCCAAUCGGACCACAACGAUGCGAAGGCGCAGGGUGAAUCGUGGCGUCGUCGUGGUUUCGUCUGUGGUGUCCCGUGGCCGUUGUUUAGGAGGGCGGUUGACCAUUACCGCAAGUGGCUUGAGGAUACUUGUGGUGGUGCUGAUGAGAUUAAGCGCCAGCUUGUUUUUGCGCAUAACGAUACGCAAUACGGCAACCUCCUCCGUCUAGAACCCAAGUCCGAAUCGCCAUUGCUACUCCCUGCAAACGAGCACAAGCAACUAGUCGUCAUCGACUUCGAAUACGCAUCAGCCAACACCCCCGGCUUCGAAUUCGCCAACCACUUCUCCGAAUGGUGCUACAACUACAUGGACCCCGAAUACUCCUACUACUUCGACAUCAAACAAUACCCAACCCCCGAACAACAACACAACUUCAUCUCCGCCUACGUCUCCCACCGCCCCUUCAACGGCCAGUCUUCGGUAUCACCAUCAGGAACCCCGCGAAUGCGCGCCGCAACAUCCAACCCACCAACAUUCAACCUCGACGACCACGACCCCAACCAGACCCAGAAAUACGCAGACGCCGAAAAGGCCGCUGAAGACAUCCACGAGGCUGAAGUACAGUUCUUCAUGAGACAGACUCGUCUGUGGAGAGUCAUUAACUCCGCGCAAUGGGUUGCUUGGGGUGUAGUCCAGGCUAAGGUGCCAGGCAUGGAAGAAGGUAUCGCAGCAGCUGAGGCCGAAAGGGCACGACAACAAGGCCACGAGAACGGUCACGGCCAAAAUGAAAACGGCAACGGACACUCGAACGGCUCUGCUGAACAAGAAAACGGUGGCGAUGGCGAUGACGAUGACUUUGAUUACCUUGCGUACGCGCAGGACCGGGCUAUGAUUUUCUGGGCUGAUAUGCUUGCAUUUGGCCUUGUGAAGGAGGAUGAGCUGCCGAGCCAUGUGGUUGAGCAUGUUAAGUCCCGGACUCUGGAGUAUUAG